AUGAGAUUUGUGGGGGUAACAGAAAAGAAUUUCGAUUCCAUCUUCAGACGAUCCUGUGUCUGGUUGCCGCAAGCUCGUUUCAUUGAGGAGACCAUCAUCAAGAACAAGUUCACCGAUGCCAAUACGGCCGGCUACUUUCGCAAAGACGAUUCCCUGAAGAAAUUCCUUUCUAGCGGACCCUGUAUUGCAGCAGCAUUGCGGUUACAGCAUGGCUUCGAAGUGCAGCACUCUCGUGAGAUGUGCAAGGAUCUGAUCGAAGCAUAUGCCAAUCAGCCGCUAAUCGAGGACGCAAUGAGGGAAGCGCGCGGUCUGCCUCGCAAACAUCGGUCGGGGCCGGACGGUGAACUCACCAUUCCUGUGGAUUCUUCUAGCCAGGAGAGUAAGAAAGAUACCGACCAGCAGUUUGUCAAUGUGGCUGAAGCCAUCCGGGAGGAAUGUCUGCAAAAGGGCAAGACAAUAUUCACGAAGGGUAUGUUCAAGUACCUGAAGCUGCCGACCGAGCACCCAACUGACAUGACAAGGGAUGCUAUAUGGGAAGUCCUACUUUCGCGCAAGUUGGUAAUGGCCGCCAACCUGGACAACUCCAAGUACAAGGAUUGCGUGAUGCCUUUCAUUCAGGUUCCGGUCAAGCUGGCCACUUUCGUGAACACAAGCCCUGGGUCGGAUGUGACACAUUCGGAAGUGCAUGAUGUGGCAUCUCUAUUGAAGUAUGCCAAUGGUUGUCCUGACAGAGAAGCCAACGUUUGUCAAGUUCUUGAGUAUCUGGACAAGUCAAUAGCCAGGCUUAAGAAGCGAGGCAAGCAGUCCGCCACUGCCAUUGAGAAGAUGGCCAACCUGGAGAAGAUGAGAAAGAAGUUGGUCGCGUCCGAAAGGAUGCUAGAAAGUCUUUUGCGUGACCAGCGUGCUCAGUCACAUGAAGCUCCGGAAGGUAAAAGGAGAAGGAUAGCCUGCAAGACAUCUGCCUGUGACCUCAUUCGCACCAGAGCAUAUGUGGAAGGCGAUGGUGCUCAGAAGUGCUCUCGAAGGAUUCUGCAGAUACUUUGUGCUGAUACGCAUGAUCUCGACAUCUCCAAUUCCGUCUUCGUCAUUAUGCAUCAGUUGUUCGAACGGCUGGACAUGAAGAAGGUAAUGCCAGCACAUCUUUGGGAAGUUCUGAGAAAGGUAGCUACAAAUCGAAGCGGUGUCUGCAACGAAUUGGGGCUGACUGUCAAAGAAGGCAAGGAGGUGCUUCACUCGUGCCUUUUCGGUGCCAAUACUCCUGUAAGCCUUGGCACCAACGAGUUUAUGCAGUCAUUCCAGCGGAUGGCGCUCUUCAUGCGCUGGACGGCGUGCUCGCUGCUUCCCGAUGUGUAUGAACUUGUGAGGACUAUGAAAGAAAAGCGAAAUCCUGAUGCAUCGGUGUUAUUCUAUUUGUAUGUGCUGGUGGAAGACACUGUUCUACAGGCAUGGGAAGACCAUCUGGUGCGCCAAUUUAGCCCGAAACAUAUCUCCCUGCACUUCGACGGGCUACGGAUCGACGCGUCGUAUGGCAACUGUAUUCUUCGGGCAGUGGCCCAGCUGUUUCCAGGGAAGGCGGCGCAAGUUCUGGAAUACGUACAGGAGUCCAGUGCUGCCAACAGCCAAGCUGCAUCGCAUGGAUCGAGAUGCUACAACGAUGUGCUGACAGCACUGGGCAUACACGCGGUGCCUCACCUGGGCUUCUCCAUUACGGAGCAGGGUAAAUACCUCGUGCACACAGAACAUACAGGGCGACCUCAUUGCGUGUCCGUUGACGUGGCGUUGACAGACGGUGAUGUCCUGUCUGCCGAAGUGGGUGGUUGUACUGAGACGCUGGACAUGCCGCUGACCAAGCUACAGGAUGCAUCUCAAAAUGCGAUGGACUCUAGUUCCAUUGUGACUUUCCGGCUGUUUGACCAACGUGGAGCGAACUUGGAAUUGCUGCUUCUGCUGCAUGCAGGGGCAGGCGCGGAGAGCUCUGAUGAUAUUUGGGUUCAGGAUGCAGCGGCUGUUUUGCAAUGCAGCAACAACGAAUCAGACGAUGAAUGCCCUGGUUCUUUGCCGACGGCAGAUGACGAAGACAUCGUUUCUGUCUCGAGUAGGUUGUACAAACUACUGCAAGAAGAAGUGCAUCAAGCGAAACAAAGCCAUUCUGCAGACAAGCGUUGCCCGCUGUGUCCAUUCCGAAAAUUUUCCAGACGGGACAGGCUGCUGGCUCAUAUCAAGACAUAUCACGUGCCAGAGAGACACUUUGUGUGUUCCGGGACCAAACAACUCAAGGUCGUUUGUGCUCUCUUCGACCAGGAUCAGCUCAACAGAAAUUCCGGUUCGGAUUACUUGAAGAGAAGUGCUGAGAUUAUGUUCCACAGUAUUGUCCCCAAGCUCAACUGCUGCGUGAACGAAGUGGAUCGCUAUAUCCGUCUCGUCCUUACAGAAACAGGGCCAAUGUUUCAGAACAUUGAUGGGCUGGGAGACAGGCGCCUAAGGAGAGUCAGAAACCUUUAUGUGACUCGUGGAUUUGCUGAUUUGGUGUAUCAGGAGGCACUGCUAUGCAACGGAAAGUGCAAAUCAUUGCGUUCUCGAGUAUCUUACAUUCUUUCCCAGCGCGGUUGCACUCUUACGUCGCUCUUGCCGACAGACGUAAGACACUGGUGGCCACUCAUCGAGGACGUGUUCAACUCCCCGCAAGUCAAGCAGUUGCAUGAUGGUAUAACCCAUUUCCUCUGCUCUCGCGACGAGUACAAGUACAUAUCCAUUGAUGCAACGAUAAACUGUUGUGUCUCCAUACUGGGACAGGCGUCAUGGCGCAGCAACGUUGUAACAAGAAAUGAGGCACCGUUUGAUGAUGUUUCAGCUGUCCGCCGAGUUCUUACCGUGCGAGGCCGUACCGGUGCCGUGCUGGGCAUGUUUGCAAUAGCGUCGGAGAAAGCAGAGGAAGUGGCAAUGGCACUUGGAGCCAAUCUUCCCUCGGAAGGCCUCCGGCAGGUCAGGAUGGUUGCAGCGGACAAUGCAUCGAGAAAACUAUAUCUACAUCUUCGGCGAAUAAUGCCUGGUCUGGAAAGUCUUUGCCUGGAUCCUAUUCACUUGGCAAUCACCUAUGAGUAUGCGACAUGGCGAAAGAAGACAGCAGGCGCAGUCUUCCUCAGGAAAGUCCUCAAGAAGCUGAUCGUGGUAGACGCAAACAAGUCGGAAGGUUCAUGGGGCGUCUACUUUCGUGGGUAUGAAGAAAGGCCUUUAUCCAUGUUGGAAUCUCGAAGACGAGAUUUAAUCACUUCGGGUACAAUGCUGGCGCCAAAAGCUAAGAGAAUUGUGGACAGUCUCGACAGUGCAGUACCAUUUGGCUGCAGACUGGAAUUCAUCGAAGCGUUGGCUGCACUCGCAGCGGUCUUCCGACUUGAUAUGGCACGAAAAGUCACCGGUGCCAAUGUACCACUUCAUCAGGUUCUGAAAUGUGCUUGUGCGCCUGAUCGACUGGAGUGGCUUUUCAACAACCUCCGAUGGCGACAUUCGCUGCGUCCUGGACUUACUGCGUUGCACAGUGAGGUGAAGAGUUGGUUCAAGCAGACACAGCAAAUGCAUCAAAGCACGCUGCAGCUAAAGCUGCGGGUGUUAACCUUAGGCAAAGUUUUGCCUCAUUAUGGUGCUUUGCGAUAUCCGACUCUCAGUCAGAUGAGUAGUGGUCUCGUGCUGGCUCGGAUCGUCACUGCAUCCGUGUGGACAGAUGACACAUGGAAGCAGUGGUGUCACAGUACGGAGAAAGCCGACCUUCCACUGCAGCGUGACAGAUUGGAAGAGGUCAAAAAGGUCAGCGACUGGGUUUCCAAGAAACCCGCAGGACGCAAUGGCCUCAAACGAAAGCGUACAGUUUUCACUAUGGAGCGCAACCUCAAUGCUCGACCACGCGGCAUUCGGUGCAAAAGUCGCUCUGCGAAGCUGCUGGAGCAUGUUCAUUGUCAUGUGAAGCUGCUGGAGCACGGCCUCCACGUCCGCAGUGUCAUCGAGAUGCGGAAGGUUUGCACGGCGGCGCCGACGUCGCCUGCGGGUGCUGGUGCCGCCGCCGCGAAGGCUCUGCGAAAGGCCAGAGACUCCAGGCCCCAUCGUCCUCUGGCCAACGAACAUCCGGCAGCACUGGCAGCAGAUGCGGAACACGUGGAGCGAUGCCGCAGCUGCGCCCCCCGGAGACCAUCCCCAGAUGAAUGGGCCGAGACCGAGAUCGAGACCACCACCCAGCAGCCCGCCGCCGGUGGCCGCGGACAGCUCGGUGCCCACGAUUACACCAUCAUCGGCGACUCCCGCCGCCCUCCCGGACUCCUUGCCGCUGCCGCCAUCAUUGCCACCAUUGCCGAGGAAGAGGCGGCCAAGCUCGAAGAGGCCUCGCACGUUUCAACAUCUCGGUGCAAUGCAACCUGGGCCUGGUUGCAGCGAAAAGAAUGGGAAGCGGGAGUUGCGAACCCGAAACGCAGGGGGGAAUUGGCCUCGGCCACGGCCGAGGAGCGAAAGAAAGCAGAGGCGGCCGCAGAAGAGGAUGGGAAAAUCACUGCGGCAGAGAUCGACGAGCUUGGACCUCAGGGCAAUCACUGGAGGCAGUCGGACACAACGCUCCGAAGGAUUCACCUGCCAAGCUGCCCCGUAGCCUUGAAAGCUGUGUUUCCGUACAUCUUUGAGGAGCCUCUGGGCACUUUCCAUGACCUCGAGGCAGGGGAGACCUACUUCGAGAAGGCGAAGCAGAACUUCGCCGGCGUCAAGUCCGCGGCCACGCGCGGCGAGGGUUGCAGCUGCCUCGAAGGUAGAGUGGCUGCCUCUUCGGGUGUGAUACAGUUGGGUCGAAACGAGUGCGCCUCGUUGGCCCGAGAGGGGCGGCCACCCUACACCAGGGCGCAGCUCAUCGAGGCCGUCGAAAGGAUCAGAAGCGGCAAGGCGGCGUGCGCAAUCUACCGCCGGGUGGUGGCUGCGUGCGAGAAGGAAAACUUGCGGUUGGCGCAGUCGGAGAAUGUCUUCGACAACCCCCCAGCCCAGGCCUGGUACAGUGGCGGCGCAGCGCAGCCAGUGAGGGCAGAGGCCCCGCACCCGCAGGUGAUUAACAAUCAGCUCUAUCAGGGGAUCAAGGAUCGCGAGGCACACGAGGUUCCACUGUUGGAUGAUCAGAACAUUCAUGCUUCAGAUGAAGAAAAGGCGGGGCGUUGGGCUCGUGCCGCAGCGCGAAACGAAAAUGAGAGACUGUGCUCUGAGAUCGCCUACACGGAGUCGCGGCGGGCCUUCGCAAAGCGAGGACCUGCGCGAAACGCGGCACAGGGUCCUGGCGGCCUAGGCGCUGGCGUUUCUCUGAGCCUGGCGUUGGCGACCUUUGCCCAGGGUUUCAAGAAGCGCCAGGAGGUGCUACAGUCCCCGGAGGCUUACAACGUUUGGCUGCAGGAGCUGAUUGGAAGACUCGAGACACACCUCGCAGAGUUGGGUGAGCCAGGCCCGCCGCCGAAGAGCCUCUGCGGUGCCGGCCAGGACUCAGGUGCGGAGGACAGGGAGGCUCCCCGGGAGACAGCGCUGGCUCCCGACGAGGUACAGCUGCUGGCAGCUGCAGGCUAUACGGUCGUUCACGAGGCGCUGGGGCGCUCCCGGCCAGCAAAUGCCUGCGCGGGCCCCGCUGGGGAGCUGACGCAGGAGGACGAACGACAGCUCCGUCGACAGAGCCGGCAGGCCUGGAAAUCUUGCGUGGAAGAGCUCCGAGGAGGUGCUGCGCGGCUCUUUCAGAAGCGCCUUGCAAGCUCCGAGAAGAUUGCCAGGUUUGGCGACCUGCCCGAGGAGGAGGGCGAAGGCUUUCAGGCCUGGGGGGAGGCACCCAUCCUCGAAGGUAAGUCGCCCUCUCGUCGUUCCUGGAGACCGUCUCAGGCACAGCACGAGCUGAUGCAGGCCCUGCAGUUCCAGCUGAGUGGCCGCAACACUGGCGACUCCGACAUUCUGGAAGCAUGA
This is a messenger RNA of Symbiodinium sp. CCMP2592, 5961 nucleotides long. The record is from the annotation of a GenBank genome assembly. NCBI's taxonomy places the organism in Eukaryota, Dinophyceae, Suessiales, Symbiodiniaceae.